Durusdinium trenchii is the source of this 657-nucleotide messenger RNA. NCBI's taxonomy places the organism in Eukaryota, Dinophyceae, Suessiales, Symbiodiniaceae. The record is from the annotation of a GenBank genome assembly.
AUGCUCAUUGAGAUGAUUCUGCAGCGCAAAGAGCGGAGCAAUUUCCAGACGAAGCUCCGAGCGCCGCUGGAGCUGGAGGAUGCUCGCUGGAGCCCGGAGCAGCGGGCGCUGAUUUUGAAGAUUGAGGAGAAGGUCGCGGAGGUCAGCGGAGGGCCGAUCCAUCCGGAUGAGACGGCGCUGGUGGGUACGCUGACGCCGCCCCAGGCUCAGGGUGGCGUGACUGGGCAUUUGGGACUUCAUGUCGAUACCAAUGCAGCGCACUGGCGCUUUUGUACCGCCAUCAUCUACCUCUCCAGCCUGGGUGACGGCCUUUGUGGGGGUGAAACCGUUUUUCCCGCUGCGCUGCACCUCGAGAACGAAGGACCUCCAAGUGAGCUGGAGGAACGGGCCAUUGAGGCUGCGGGAGAGCUCUUGGAUCUCAAUCUCGACCACACCGACAAGGCUUUGAACCUCUCGGAAGAUCCAGCGGCCAACCCGGACAAAGCAGACCGUGCCUCCCGCGCUGCCCGCGAGCUCCUCGCCCGCGCAGACGCCGCGGAGCCCACAGGGCUUCGGGUACAGCCGCAACAAGGAUCCAUGUGCGUCUUCUGGACGAGACAGGACGAUGGUGAGAUUGACCGCUUUUCCUGGCAUGGAGGCAGGUUAGUUUUCUGUUGA